AUGGUCCAACAUUCAAAUAUUCUCCCAUUGAAUGUAAAACUGCAAAGAACGUAUGUAAAGCUAAAAAUAAAACACAUUGACUAUAUUUUUAAAGUCACAAAAGACACGCACGAUACUCUGAACAUUCUUCAGAUUCAGAUUCCAAAUCAUAAAAUGUGCACAAUCCUAGAAUCCCUGAAUAUGAAAUUAACACCAAUAAUUUUCCGAAAGACAUCAGGAAAAGAGAAAAUCUGA
This is a messenger RNA of Caenorhabditis angaria, 234 nucleotides long. The record is from the annotation of a GenBank genome assembly. NCBI's taxonomy places the organism in Eukaryota, Metazoa, Nematoda, Chromadorea, Rhabditida, Rhabditidae.